AACGCUCUUAUAUUGAUGGUGUGGGACAGCAAGCUGAUGAAAGGCCUACCUUUCAAGGCUGAGGUGGUGUUCCAUAAAAUGUCUCCCAACGAGACCCUGUUUUUGGAGAGUACUAACAAGAUUUACAAAGAUGACAUUUCCAACAGUUCCUUCGUGAAUUUCCAGAUAUGGGACUUUCCUGGACAAAUGGACUUUUUUGAUCCCACGUUUGAUUAUGAGAUGAUCUUCAGAGGCACAGGGGCACUGAUAUAUGUGAUAGAUGCACAGGAUGACUACAUGGAAGCAUUGACAAGACUUCACAUUACAGUUUCUAAAGCUUACAAAGUCAAUCCAGAAAUGAACUUUGAGGUUUUUAUUCAUAAAGUUGAUGGUUUGUCUGACGACCAUAAAAUAGAAACUCAAAGGGAUAUCCAUCAGAGAGCCAAUGAUGACCUUGCAGAUGCUGGGCUUGAAAAACUUCAUCUUAGCUUUUAUUUGACUAGUAUCUAUGACCAUUCAAUAUUUGAAGCCUUCAGUAAGGUUGUACAGAAACUCAUUCCACAGCUGCCAACCUUGGAAAAUCUACUAAAUAUCUUUAUAUCAAAUUCAGGCAUUGAAAAAGCCUUUCUCUUUGAUGUAGUCAGCAAAAUCUACAUUGCAACAGACAGUUCCCCUGUGGACAUGCAGUCAUAUGAGCUGUGCUGUGACAUGAUCGAUGUAGUGAUUGACGUGUCCUGUAUAUAUGGUUUAAAAGAAGAUGGCAGUGGAAGUGCUUACGAUAAAGAGUCUAUGGCAAUUAUCAAACUCAAUAAUACAACUGUCCUGUAUUUAAAGGAAGUGACAAAGUUUCUGGCACUUGUCUGCAUUCUUAGAGAAGAAAGCUUUGAACGCAAAGGUUUGAUAGACUACAACUUUCAUUGUUUUCGCAAAGCCAUUCAUGAAGUCUUUGAAGUAGGUGUUGUGUCCCACAGAACCUGUAAUCACCAGGCAAGCACCCCAAACAUGAAAGCAGUGACUCAUAAUGGCACGCCUAGAAAUGCAGUCUAGGCGAAGAUUAAAAACUGGUUGGACCGACUUUUACCAGCUCUUCACUCCAAAGUUUAACGUUGUAGACCAGGAUAAGAAUACAGUCUUAGUCUGGUGUGUGUGUUCCACAAGAGAAGAGCAACACAAACUUUGGAAGAGCAGCUUAACUGGUGUUGGACAACUGAAACUACUGUAAAACAUUUGAAGUUCUGUGGAGUUAGAAUUGUUAACUGAAAACCGGCGUUGGCUGGACCGUGGCGGCUUUUCCUGUUCAAGAGUCCUGUUUUAACAGGCUGGAUACAAUAUGAAUAGGAGAGCUUGUACCUUUUUGGUGGAGCAUAUGAUAGAGUGUAAUGUGAAACACUGAAGUCACUUGCUCAUCUUCAUUUUUAACUGUUCUGUAAAAUAACCAGUUUAAGUUUAACUUUUGCCUUUCAGAGAAAUUAGUGGUGUGGAGACACUAGCAACAUCUUACAUUCAUGCUUUGGCUUUGUAAAGGUCUGUGGCCUAGAACUUCAGUAAAACCCAAACAUUCCAUAGCAUUCUUUUCAUUAGACGUAUAUUGCGUUGCAGAAUAUCAGCGAAUGCCAUAAUGGCGGUAGGGCCAAGGUUUGCCUGCUCCCAUAUUCUUCAGUCCAGUUAAGACAGAGCUGUAGCUUUGUUCUAGACAAGUUCCUUACUGAGUUUUCAGACAGCAUUAUUUUUUUCACCAGUUAUCACCAUAUUUGAAAAGAAGUUCAAGGCAAGAACUGACACCUUUCACUGUGCUUUUAUCAGAAGAGGGUCAAAGUAAAAUAUUCACAACCUUGAAUUAGUGACUAGGGCAAUUAAAUAACUGUACAUUUAUAAAUGUCUAGCACAAUAUCUAAUCAGGUAACAUUUUUAUGUGUCGAAGCUUUUUUCCCAGGAGGUGAUGACCCCAAAUCUUCACCUUCGGAUGGCAGGAGUUGGCGUAUAUUUUCUACAGUUCGUUCAGAGGAUGGGGGUGGUAGGCACAAUCUCUGUGUAGGAAUGAAAAAUGUAUGUCAAUGCAAUUGGAAAUCAAUGACCAAGAGAAUACCAAAAAUGUAUUGUAGUUUGAACGUUUUCCUGUAUUGACACUGCUCCAGAGUAAACCGCUUAUGAUACUG
This is a messenger RNA of Pelodiscus sinensis (Chinese soft-shelled turtle), 2135 nucleotides long. Lineage: Eukaryota; Metazoa; Chordata; Testudines; Trionychidae. The record is from RefSeq and is a predicted model, not a curated record.